This is a messenger RNA of Oreochromis niloticus (Nile tilapia), 2246 nucleotides long. It is a transcript of the gene shpk, whose product is annotated as sedoheptulokinase. Lineage: Eukaryota; Metazoa; Chordata; Actinopteri; Cichliformes; Cichlidae. Gene Ontology annotation, biological process: cellular response to lipopolysaccharide; glycerol metabolic process; phosphorylation. The transcript has 7 exons. Gene Ontology annotation, molecular function: sedoheptulokinase activity. Gene Ontology annotation, cellular component: cytosol. Bases 81 to 1460 code for a protein of 459 amino acids. The record is from RefSeq and is a predicted model, not a curated record.
UUAAUCACAUGAAUGCAGCAGUGUAGACUUUGGCAUUUCGGUAUGAAAGAAGCUCACGGUACACAUCGUAAACAUCAGUCAUGUCUAACUUUAUCCUGGGUUUGGACGUGGGUACCACUUCGGUAAAAGCCGUUUUAUUAGACAGAGGAUGUAGAGCUAUAGCUGCCAGUCAGUCUUUACCGACUGUUUCUGAUUUAGCCGACGAUAGCGGGAUAAAGGCGAAAGAGCAGGACACGGGUCGGAUCAUAGACACUCUGAACCGGUGCAUUGGCCUCCUUCCCAGAGACAAACUGCAGCAUGUGUGCUGCAUUGGGCUGACCGGACAGAUGCACGGAGUUUUAUUCUGGAAACCAAAAAGCGGUUGCGUCUGGUCCAAUAGCGACUCCUUCACAGCCAAAGACACCAGUCAGCUGAUCACCUGGCAAGAUGGACGUUGCAGCAGUGACUUCCUCUCCUCUCUUCCCAGACCAGAUUCUCAUCUUAGCGUCGCCACAGGGUUUGGCUGUGCAACAAUCUUCUGGUACAUGAAACACAAACCCAAAUUCCUUGAGGACUUUACGGUUGCAGGUACCAUCCAGGACUAUGUGGUGUCCAUGCUGUGCAGUUUGGACGGGUGUGUGAUGACACCUCAGAAUGCAGCCAGCUGGGGCUUCUUCAACACGUCAUCCAAUCAGUGGAAUGAAAACAUUCUGAAGGGUGCUGGCUUCCCUUUGCACCUGAUUCCUAAGUGUGUGCCAUCUGGUGGCUUGGCAGGAAAGACCUGCUCUCAGUGGCACGGCAUACCCGCUGGCACGCCAGUAGGGGCCGCCCUAGGAGACUUCCAAUGCUCCGUCUACUCCUGCAUGAGUGCACGGACAGAUGCAGUCCUUAACAUAAGCACCUCAGCCCAGCUGACCUACGCCAUGCCAGCUGACUUCAAACCUCCAGAUUCUCCUCAGCCCGCCUCGUCCAUCUCCUAUUUUCCUUACUUUGAGUCCACAUACUUGGCUGUUGCGGCAUCACUCAAUGGAGGGAAUGUGUUGGCACGUUUUGUGGAGAUGCUGACUUCCUGGAUGAGAGACCUUGGUGCAGAGCUGAGUGACUCAUGCUUAUACGAAAAGCUGAUUCAUUGUGCCCUGAACCAGGAAACCAGCAACCUGAGGGUGAGUCCUACCAUCUUGGGAGAGAGACACGACCCUCUCUGCCUGGGUCACGUGACUGGCAUCUCCACCUCCAAUCUCUCCCUGGGUCAUGUGAUCAGGGCUCUCUGCCAUGGAGUCCUGGACAACAUCACCUCGAUGAUGCCUGUAGAGCGCCUGCAGCAGGCGGGGGUCCGCAGGAUUGUGGGCAGUGGGAGCGCACUCGCUCGGAACGAGGCGCUAAGACAAGAAGUGGAGAAGGCGUUCCCUCUGCAGGUGGUAUAUGGACAGAACGCGGACUCUGCUUUGGGCGUGGCGAUGGUUCUCUGUGACCGCCUUUAAAUCGGACUCGCUAUCCAGUCCUGUCUGUUUACAUGACUUAGAAUUUUGCGGACCAACUAAAGCUGACCCUAACAAAUCUUAGACAUUCGUUACGACCAAAAGAUGGAAGAUGGGAGCUCAAAGGUGUUACUGUGACUGAACAGCUCUCAACAAUAUAGUGGGCAUUUCUGAUAUUGAGGGUUCGAUUUUGUUACAGUAUAAUUCAAAGCAUAUCAAUUGAUAGCAGUUGUUUCCUAGAGCUGGCUGCUCUUCAUUCAUCAACAAAAAAGUCAGGCCUCUGUCACUUAGCUUUACAGCUGCUUAAUGUGGCAUCAGACACAUGCCGUUAAGAGACAGUGGCAACAAGUUCAAACUUGUUAGCUGCAGAAAUCACAGUGACUUUUGCAUGAUUUAUCUACCCUGAGAUGACGAUGCAAUCAACACGUCAACAUUGAAGCAGAAAACAGGAUGUUGAGGUGCCUUCAUUUUCUUUUUUUCUGUUUCGUGGUGUCUGGGACAGGUUCGUUUGUAGUUUCCUGUGGGAUGGGUGUUUCCUGUUCAGCUCCCCGAUCGAAACAGGUCGAGUCUGUGCGUGUUUGUGGGUUGAUUUUUGUAUCUGCUUUGUUGUUAUGAAAGGAAAUUCAGCUUGACGUGGGUUACCUCAGUGACAACAUCAGUGGCUAUGUUCUGGCUCGAGUCACGCUUUGUUUUAUUGUCCUGAACCAAACCAAACACAGAGCUUUAUCAUCAGAAAAGUUUGGGAUGAUGUUAAAUUAUUGUGUUACGCUAUCAGUGUACAAACAGAAA